Leptopilina heterotoma is the source of this 4086-nucleotide messenger RNA. It is a transcript of the gene slmb, whose product is annotated as beta-TrCP. Lineage: Eukaryota; Metazoa; Arthropoda; Insecta; Hymenoptera; Figitidae. Gene Ontology annotation, molecular function: protein dimerization activity. The transcript is spliced from 9 exons. Bases 473 to 2053 code for a protein of 526 amino acids. The record is from RefSeq and is a predicted model, not a curated record.
ACAUCGGUUGUGUUCGGUCCGCCUGCUUGGAUACUCUGGUUGACUGGUGUACUGGUUUGGUUGAAGGCGAGUAAAGGCAAAUUUUUCUCUUAAGAAUACUGUUUAAUCCACUCCUCCUCCUCAAUAUAAAAGCAACUAAACAAGACUUAUUUAUAAUCGAGAGAAAAAGAAGUCUUCUAUUUUCACAAAAAUAAGUUAACCAGUACAUCCAUGUCCAAAGUUUAAAUAUGACAAUUGUUUUCGAUUUGUUGUGCUAGUGAAAUGGUGCAUCGACUUCCUGUGCAUGGCGAAGAGCCGUAAGCGUCAUUCUUCGUGUUAGGCAGUCCUAUAUAUCAGUGUGUGUCCGGUUUUGUGUUUUUUUCCCCUAUAUAUAUAUUUAUUUGAUCUCAUUUCCCGCGAAAUUAAACGACCAACGAGUGUGCCGUCCAAAAAAUCAGCUACAAAUUUGUGCAAUUCACGCCCCUUUUAAAAAAUGAUGAAAAUGGAAACAGAUAAUAAACACGAGGACUCAAGCAAUUUGCAGAAUCCGAUGACAAUGUUAAAUGACACGACCAGAAAGAAAGAAUUACCAACAGGAACUUCUUUUCAGUUUGGUCAAGAGAGAGAAGCUUGUAUGAAACUUUUUGAAAGAUGGAGUGAACCAGAACAAGUGCACUUUGUGGAGCAACUUUUAGCGAGAAUGUGUCACUAUCAACAUGGUCACAUAAACGCUUAUUUGAAACCCAUGUUGCAACGAGACUUCAUAUCCCUUUUGCCAAAGAAAGGAUUAGACCAUGUAGCAGAAAGCAUUCUCUCGUAUUUAGACGCCGAUUCACUAUGUGCCGCAGAACUUGUUUGCAAAGAAUGGUUUAGAGUCAUUAGUGAAGGAAUGCUCUGGAAAAAAUUAAUAGAACGCAAAGUCCGAACAGAUUCUGUAUGGCGAGGACUUGCAGAAAGGAGAGGAUGGAUACAAUAUUUGUUUAAACCAAGGCCAGGUGAAAGCCAUCCGAACCAUGCUUUUUAUAGAAAUCUUUUUCCAAAAAUCGUCAAAGAUAUAGAUAGCAUAGAUAAUAAUUGGAGAAUGGGACGUCACAAUCUUCAGCGAAUAAACUGCCGUAGUGAAAAUUCGAAAGGAGUCUAUUGUUUGCAAUAUGACGAUCAGAAAAUUGUUUCUGGUCUUAGGGACAAUACAAUAAAAAUAUGGGACAGAAAUACAUUGCAGUGCAUUAAGGUGCUCACUGGACAUACGGGCUCGGUUUUGUGCCUACAAUAUGACGACAAAGCAAUUAUUUCUGGCUCUUCGGAUAGUACCGUUAGAGUUUGGGACGCAAACACUGGUGAAAUGGUCAAUACGCUCAUUCAUCAUUGCGAGGCUGUUUUGCAUCUUAGAUUUAACAAUGGAAUGAUGGUCACGUGCUCGAAGGAUCGUUCAAUAGCGGUUUGGGACAUGACGUCGCAGACAGAGAUCGCAUUGAGACGUGUAUUGGUUGGUCAUCGGGCAGCCGUUAACGUUGUGGAUUUCGACGAGAAAUAUAUAGUGUCGGCAAGUGGUGACAGGACUAUCAAAGUGUGGAAUACGUCCACAUGUGAAUUUGUUCGAACGCUAAAUGGACAUAAGCGUGGAAUAGCGUGUUUACAGUAUAGAGAUCGAUUAGUGGUUAGUGGUAGCAGUGAUAACACCAUUAGACUUUGGGACAUUGAAUGUGGUGCGUGCUUGCGAGUCCUCGAGGGUCAUGAGGAACUCGUUAGAUGUAUUAGGUUCGAUAGCAAGCACAUUGUCAGUGGCGCAUACGAUGGUAAAAUUAAAGUCUGGGAUUUGGUGGCUGCACUGGAUCCUAGAGCUGUCGCUAGCACGUUAUGUCUUCGAACUUUAGUGGAACACACUGGUCGCGUAUUUCGACUUCAGUUUGACGAGUUCCAGAUUGUCUCGUCCUCUCACGAUGACACGAUUCUCAUCUGGGAUUUCUUGAAUUUCAAUCAAGAUAAUUCAUCAAACAGUGACACGGCGCCCCUUAUUUCAAAUGACACUCUUAAUCUUUCCGACAUUAGAUCUCCCUCUCCAGCAUUCGAGUGACGUUUCAACUCAAUGUUUUAUUUUCAUUGUGAUAUAAAUACAACUGGUUAGUGAGUGAAUCGAACAUGUUCACCAAAAUGUGUACAGAGGACGAAGAACCAGUGACUAUUGUGAACUUUAUUAAAUCAGGCACAAUGUAGAGAAGAAAAAGAAGAAGAAGAAGAAGAAAAAAACACUUGACUGACGACUGUAAUUAUUUUUUAUUUGCCUUGAAAAGCAAAAUAAACAAAAACCGGACUGUUUAACACGACUUUUGACAAACAACAUCUUUCGUUUGCCCUGAAAAGCAAAAGAAGUAAUUACAGGACUGUAAAAUAUUUUUGACGAAGUUACGAAAAAAAAAGAAAAUUCUUUCGAGCGCAGGCACGCCAAUAAAAGAGAGAAACAGCCUGAUAAUGGACAAUAUAGUGAAAAUACAUAUUAAGUACAUCCCAUGGAUGUAGACUGUUGACAUUUCGCUUUGGCCAUUAUACUGGAAUUCUUCUGCAACCUAUGACACAAUAGGAGCUGACCAUUUUCCUAUUAAGAAAAAAAAAGACUUAAAAUUACGCAACAAAAAGAAAACAAAACAAAAAAAAAAAUGGGAACGUUUUUAGGGAGGCUGGUUACACUUAAAUAAGAUUUUAGAUGUAUAAUAGUAAAUUAAAGAUUUUUUAUGUAAUUAAUUUAUAGUAAGAAACAUCGUGAAAAAAAGUGUCGUUCGUUUGGAGUACUUAUUUUCAGUGUGAGUGGGAAAAAAAAACAAAAAACUUUUAAUGCAUGGAAGCAUUGCAAUUAGUUUAUUAUGUAUCUGUGUAUUGAUUCUAGGCAAAAUCAAUUGUUUCUUUGACAAAAAGACUAAAUUUGUCAUGUGCGCUAAUUGUUUAAAUGUUGAAUUUCACUAUGUUGGUCGCGAAUUUUCGGAAAUUUUAAUUACAUUGAAAAAAAUUAUAUAUAUAUAAUACUUUUGCACAGCCUUGUUAAACAAACGCUGAACAUAGGAGAGACAUGCUCUUUGUUUGUCAAUUUUGUAAAUAGCUUAAACAUUUAAUUGAUAAUAAUCAUUUUGAAAUUUAAUAUUUUACAUAUAUAGUGAAACUGUUAUUUAUCUAUAAUACAUACAUUUUAAUAGUAGUUAAAAUAUUCUUUAAAAAAAAAACAAUUCGCCACUAAAUCUUUUUUGGAUUUUAAUUUUUUUUUUCAUUUAAUUGAAUUAUUUAUUUUUUAAACAAAAAAAAAAUUAUAAAUUAUAAUCUAAUUUGUAUAUUGUAUAUAUAUUUUAAAGAAAAAAUGUGUAGAGAUGAUGCAUCUUAGGGCUUGAAAAAAAGAAAUGUAAACAUAAUCGACGAAGAGCAUUAUGAAUUAUUACAAUAAGAGUAAUCAGUUUUUUCGAGGCUAUGUAAAGUAAUCAAAGAGUGUGCAAAUUUAAAUUUUUGUUUUUUUAGGCUGCGUCUACAAUAGAAAAAAUAAUGUGUAGAAAAUUGUGUAAUGUAUAGUGUAAUUGACCCGGACAGUUGGCAAUGCCAAAAACAAUACACAUUACACUACAAAUUACACAUUUUUCCGCACAUUAUUUUUUUCUAUUGUAGCAGCCUAAAUGAAAUUUUCAAAUUUGAUGUGUAAAAAAAGAAAAUUUGCAACUCUCUUUACUUGUCCUUUAUCGAAUGACGCUGCUGAUGUUAAUUUUUUUUUCUUCAUUGUUCUGAUUAAUUAACGCCAGUUAUGAAUAAUUUAUCGUUCUGCAAACUGAAAGUAUGAACGAUUUCAAAAUUUUAGACAAACAAAAAAAAAAAGAAAAUGAUAAAUUAAAUGUAUGUGUCAGUGAUAUUCGUGUAAGCAACUUGUGUUUUUAAUCCGAAAGUAGCGAUUUAUUCAUGACACUCGUGCCAAUGGCACAAACUGAGGUAUUACAUAAAUACUGCUAAUUAUUUACAUCUUUAACUUGAAAUGUGAAUGGAAAAUAAAUAAAUGAAUGUUUUUGAGUGAUAGAGGUUCAUAGACAUAAGAUAAUAUGUACUCUUUAAAAUAUAGAAAUGACAUAAGUGAAUUCCAAA